This is a messenger RNA of Ruditapes philippinarum (Manila clam), 1618 nucleotides long. RefSeq lists its product as uncharacterized. Bases 61 to 1605 code for a protein of 514 amino acids. The record is from RefSeq and is a predicted model, not a curated record. NCBI's taxonomy places the organism in Eukaryota, Metazoa, Mollusca, Bivalvia, Venerida, Veneridae. The transcript has 2 exons.
CACUGCUUUGAUCAUAGUUUUAAAACGGAUUUCUUCUACCGAACUACCUUCGCAGUUAUAAUGGGAAUGAUCAUGACAAAAGAAGGCCUGUCAAAAUUGACAAGUGCAUCAUUGGACAUAAUAGGCUUCGACCACCAAAGAAUUCAAGAAAGAAUUCAUUCUGCUAACAAAUGUUCCAGAGCUAAAGAUAUCUCAACUAAAUGUAUCACUAAAGAUGAGGCCAUUGAAAAAAUAUAUGUAGGAAGUAUACGUGAAGGUAUUGGAAUGGACUAUUCUAAUGAUAUUGACAUUCUACAGAUCAACCAUGCUGUCAUUUGCUGUCAUGGCAACACAACUACACAAAAUGACAAAUUGAGAUUCAAAAUGGAGCAAAAAAGAGCACCUGCAGGCUACACAUUACUCAAACUGGUCCGCAAAGAUUCUGAUUCUGCAACUUAUGAAAGUCUAAAAUAUGCUGUAGUCAAAAAGAAAAGAGGGGAGUAUCUUUCAAGUAAACUCUAUAUCACCAGCCAAGAUGAUGUUUUCAAAUAUGGAAAUGGUGUCAUCAGCAAGCAAACACGUUACAGAAGCCCAAAUGGUCCAUCUAUUCCAAGAUAUGUAGAGGAAAAUUGGAUUCAGAAGUAUGGAAUCUCCAUAUGGAACUUAACAAAUCAGGAUAUGGAUUUUGUAAGAGCUUUCCCUUGUGAAGCAGAUGAAAUUUUGAAUGCAUGGAAGAAUAGGAAUAGAAAAUCUGGUUGGCCAAGUCAGGAUAUAAUAGACAAAAUAAUGUCAAUGCCAGUGUAUGUUGUUCCUGUGGGCAAAGAGGGUAGCAUAAAUGAAGAUCUACAGUGGAGAAUAUCUUUCACUAUGGCAGAAAUACAUUUAAUCCAGGCAUUUAGUAACACUCAAUCCAAGGUACUUGUCCUGAUGAAACUGAUAGCAAAACAUAUUUUGCAACCACUGUGCACUGGCAUCACUUCCUAUGUAGUGAAGACAGUUAUGUUAUGGCAAGCUGAAAGCAUUCCUCAGGAAGAAUAUAGUGAGGAGAAUCUUCUCUCAAGACUGAUAGAUGCACUUGCAUUCCUUAAAACAGCAGUAGAAAAUAAAAAACUUACUUGUUAUAUGAUACCAGAAAAGAAUCUGCUUGAUAAUAAAAUUACAAGGAAAGAACAACGGAAAGUUUUAAGGAAACUGACAUUUCUCCAAGUCAAUGGACAGAAACUGGUGUAUGACUUUUUUAAUGCAAGCAUAUGCAAUAGAAACAGAAUAAAUGAGAUAAUUUGUCUAUUCUACAAAUCAAAUUUUAUUGACAAAGUGCAAACACGUAUCUUAUUUUGUUUUACUACAGAAGAACUUGCAAACUAUUUCACUAAAAUGUACACAUACGGGUCAUGGUGGCGCAUUUACUUAUAUAAUUUUACUUUUAUUUUUGUACCUUAUUACUUGAAGUAUGGGCAAAAAGGAUUUGAUCCUGUAGAUUUUCAACUAGAAAUUGUCACAAGUGCCGAAGACCCCAGACACGCACAGGCGUUUGUCAAAGUACGCCCUUUUUGGGCAGCAUUUUAUCGAUUUUUUUCAAAUGUUUUUAAAUUAUUUGUCCACUCCUACAUCUAUAAGAUAUAUUAAAGUUUGGAUUUGG